Kluyveromyces marxianus DMKU3-1042 is the source of this 288-nucleotide messenger RNA. It is a transcript of the gene LSM2, whose product is annotated as Sm-like protein LSM2. Gene Ontology annotation, molecular function: RNA binding. Bases 1 to 288 code for a protein of 95 amino acids. The transcript has a single exon. Lineage: Eukaryota; Fungi; Ascomycota; Saccharomycetes; Saccharomycetales; Saccharomycetaceae. Gene Ontology annotation, biological process: mRNA splicing, via spliceosome. Gene Ontology annotation, cellular component: precatalytic spliceosome; Lsm1-7-Pat1 complex; P-body. The record is from RefSeq and is a predicted model, not a curated record.
AUGCUAUUAUUCUCGUUUUUCAAAACUCUGGUAGACCAUGAAGUUACCGUGGAACUAAAGAAUGACAUUACCCUAACAGGCACCUUAAAAUCGGUUGACCAAUUUUUGAACCUAAAGCUAGACAACAUUUCAUGCAAUAAUAACGAGAAGUAUCCUCAUCUCACAAGUGUAAGGAACAUGUUUAUUAGAGGUUCUACUGUAAGAUACGUCUAUUUGAAGAAAUCUAUGGUGGAUACGAAUCUUCUACAGGAUGCAACUAGAAGGGAGAUAAUGAGUGAGAGGAAAUGA